This is a messenger RNA of Sinocyclocheilus anshuiensis, 1358 nucleotides long. RefSeq lists its product as uncharacterized. The transcript has 5 exons. Gene Ontology annotation, molecular function: signaling receptor binding. Bases 144 to 1112 code for a protein of 322 amino acids. The record is from RefSeq and is a predicted model, not a curated record. Gene Ontology annotation, cellular component: external side of plasma membrane. NCBI's taxonomy places the organism in Eukaryota, Metazoa, Chordata, Actinopteri, Cypriniformes, Cyprinidae. Gene Ontology annotation, biological process: T cell receptor signaling pathway; regulation of cytokine production.
AAAGACAGCUUGUUGUUAUGCGCCGAAAUGGCGUCACAAUAGAGUUGUAACUUUUUUUAUGGUCAUUUUGAGGGGAAAAAACGACUCUAUUCAGCACUUGGAACUUUCAAUUGUUGCUGCUGAGUGCUUUUGCAUGCAUCAUAAUGAAGGCUAUUCGGAAUUUGAUUUUGGCUUCAACAUUUAUGGUUGUACUUUAUGAAGGAGCGUUCUGCCACAGUAUUCGGACUGAUUUUGUGUUACUAAACCAACCGUACACAUUCCCCGGUAACGCCAGCGGCUGUCAUCACGCUGAAUGGAGAAAGAGACCCCCCAUAGACACCACUAUCGCCACAUACAAAAACCAUGCGUGCACGACUGACAGAAUUUUUGAGGAAGAAUUCACAUGUAAAGACAACCACCUGCUUCUCAAAUCAUCAAAAUACACCGACCAGGGGCCCUAUGAGUUCAUCUGUAACGGGGUUCAAACUUUAAUUCAUCUGGAUGUUUUAUAUGCUCUAACUGAGAGCGCAGAAGAAACAAACAACAUCACCCUGAACUGUUAUGCACACAAUGCCAAAGAUGUGAAGUGGCUGCAUAACAACGAAAGUGUUUUGCACUACAAGAUAAACGGAUCCGAGAAUCCUGGCAAAGGCUACGAGGGAAGAGUUUUUUUGCUGGAGAAGAAUUGCUUCAAAACCGGCGAUCUCUCUUUGACCGUCACCCGUGUUCGCAAGGCAGAUGCUGGAAUAUACCGUUGCUUUGUGGAUGAUGAAACGGUUAAAGGAAACCCACAUGCCUAUGUGCUGCAUGUGAACGAGAAAAACUCCGGUCCAGGAGACCAGACACACUCCAGCUGCAACGAAGCAAUUCUGAUCGCGCUCACUGUAGUUUUUGGGCUCAUCUCAGUGAUCAGUGUGACAUAUCUGAUCACCAUAGAACUACGCAAUCAUCAAUCCAAGUCCACUACAGUCACUCAGAGUAGUGAGGGUGACACCACUGAAACCGAGCGUAUGCUGAUGUCUGCUAUUAGCACAACUUCACCCAUCAAUGAAAGUCAGUGGGUGGUUACUUAUCCUGUUCAGGAGAGCGAUUUCACGGGAAAUAAGCCUUCCAACACCAGGCCUAUUUUGUAAUCUGGUGAAAUGAGGCCUGUGAAGAUACAGUCAGCUAGGCCUGUUUCACACCGCAAGCAACAGAGCUUUACAGCAUUUCUGCUGCAUAACCAACUGCAAUCAAAUAUUGAUUUAGUGGGGCCAACUUUGAUCGUUGUAGAAUUGAAUUUACUUGAGAAGCAGGACCACAUUUACAUGCAAACUGUAAUGAAUGUAAACGAUCAAGUUUAAACAUUACUCACUCCAGCAUUAAAUAUUUCUUUACUG